This is a messenger RNA of Metschnikowia bicuspidata var. bicuspidata NRRL YB-4993, 591 nucleotides long. RefSeq names its product peptide alpha-N-acetyltransferase. Gene Ontology annotation, molecular function: protein-N-terminal amino-acid acetyltransferase activity. The transcript has a single exon. The record is from RefSeq and is a predicted model, not a curated record. Bases 1 to 591 code for a protein of 196 amino acids. Lineage: Eukaryota; Fungi; Ascomycota; Pichiomycetes; Serinales; Metschnikowiaceae. Gene Ontology annotation, cellular component: NatC complex. Gene Ontology annotation, biological process: N-terminal peptidyl-methionine acetylation.
AUGCUGGCCGCCGUAGAUUUCAUAGAAGACGGCUUCCGUUUCUACUCGUUCGACCCUGCGUCUGCCCCGCAGUUCCAGGCCAUUGCGCGGUUGAUCGAUGUGCACCUCUCGGAGCCCUACUCUUUGUACGUCUACUGGUAUUUUUUCCACGAGUGGCCGCAGUACUGCUUUCUUGUCAGCACUGUAGGCUCGCUGGACAUCGUGGGGGUGGUCAUUUCCAAGGUGGAGCCCCACCGCGCAGUGCGGGUGAGAGGCUACAUCGGCAUGCUUGUCAUCGACCCUGCGUUCCGGGGCCAGGGCUUGGCCAAGAAACUCGUGCAGUUGAGUAUCCGCAAGAUGGUCGAGUGGGACCACGUGGACGAGAUCAUGCUCGAGACGGAGGUGGACAACCUGGCCGCGUUGCAUUUGUAUGAGCUGUUUGGUUUUUUGCGCACCAAGAGAAUGCAUCGGUACUAUCUCAACGGCAGCGACGCCUUCAGACUCAUCCUCCCUGUUCUCGAGAAACUGGGCACGCGCAUUGCGUUCCUUGCGCCUCUAGAUACUUCCGGCAAGCCGGGGUCUGCGUGCGCUGUGGAUUCCGCACGGUGUUAG